Molecule: messenger RNA, 1672 nt
Organism: Nematolebias whitei (Rio pearlfish)
Lineage: Eukaryota; Metazoa; Chordata; Actinopteri; Cyprinodontiformes; Rivulidae
Product: histone-binding protein RBBP4
Exons: 11
Coding region: 103-1377 (424 amino acids)
Biological process (GO): regulation of gene expression
Cellular component (GO): NuRD complex; nucleus; ESC/E(Z) complex
Molecular function (GO): histone binding
Source: RefSeq, a predicted model, not a curated record
CUACGGAGUUGGCGCCAUUGCAGUGCUUCGCGCUGUCUUCUUUGCGUUCUCCCAAGAAAUACCUCUUUUUGCUGCGUGAAUUAGCUAAUCAGCUGCGGCGCAAUGACCGAUAAAGACGCUGCAUUUGAUGAUGCUGUGGAGGAAAGGGUGAUCAAUGAGGAGUACAAGAUCUGGAAGAAGAACACCCCAUUCCUCUAUGAUCUGGUCAUGACUCAUGCCCUGGAGUGGCCCAGCCUCACAGCUCAGUGGCUCCCAGAUGUCACCAGACCGGAGGGAAAGGACUACAGCGUGCACAGGCUGGUUUUAGGGACACACACGUCUGAUGAGCAGAAUCACCUCGUAAUCGCCAGCGUUCAGCUCCCAAAUGAUGAUGCCCAGUUUGAUGCCUCUCACUAUGACAGUGAGAAAGGUGAGUUUGGAGGCUUUGGUUCUGUAAGUGGAAAAAUAGAGAUUGAGAUCAAGAUUAACCACGAGGGAGAGGUGAACAGAGCUCGUUACAUGCCUCAGAAUCCGUGCAUCAUCGCCACCAAGACUCCCACUAGCGAUGUACUGGUUUUUGAUUACACAAAACACCCCUCGAAACCAGACCCAUCCGGAGAAUGCACCCCAGAUCUGCGUCUCAGGGGCCAUCAGAAAGAGGGGUACGGACUCUCCUGGAACCCAAACCUCAGCGGAUGCCUCCUAAGUGCUUCUGAUGACCAUACUAUAUGUCUGUGGGAUAUCAGCACAGUUCCCAAAGAGGGGAAGAUUGUGGAUGCCAAAACGAUCUUCACAGGCCACACUGCUGUGGUGGAGGACGUCUCCUGGCAUUUGCUCCACGAAUCGCUCUUUGGAUCUGUGGCGGAUGACCAGAAACUUAUGAUCUGGGACACACGGUCCAACAACACCUCCAAACCGAGCCACGCAGUGGACGCUCACACCGCCGAGGUCAACUGCCUGUCCUUUAAUCCCUACAGCGAGUUCAUCCUGGCCACCGGCUCCGCUGAUAAGACCGUAGCGCUUUGGGACCUGAGGAACCUGAAGCUGAAACUUCACUCAUUUGAAUCUCACAAGGACGAGAUCUUCCAGGUUCAGUGGUCUCCUCACAACGAAACCAUCCUUGCCUCCAGCGGCACUGACCGGCGUCUCAACGUCUGGGAUCUCAGCAAGAUCGGAGAGGAGCAGUCGCCAGAAGAUGCUGAGGACGGUCCUCCAGAGCUGCUGUUCAUCCAUGGUGGACACACAGCAAAGAUCUCUGACUUUUCCUGGAACCCCAACGAGCCGUGGGUCAUCUGUUCGGUAUCGGAGGACAACAUCAUGCAAGUGUGGCAAAUGGCUGAGAAUAUCUACAACGACGAGGACCCGGAGGGUGCUGCGGAUUCAGAGGUGCAGGCAUAAGGCUGAUUUUCACCUCUCUCCUCUUGACCUGCUUAUGAAAUGGAUCCUGGCGCGAGCGCUGCACUUACAAACCAACAAAUCUUUUUAGAACCAUCCUGUGCAGCGGAUUUUGUAGAAAGCAAAAGAACUGCACUGUCGUUGUGUUGUGACAUAUUUAAAAUGUUUCACUCUAAUUUUUUAAUUAUUGUUAUUUUUUCCCCCAAAAUCAACUCUGGCUUGUAAAGAAACCGUCACAGACGUACAUGUGGGCUAUCGUUAAAGGUUGUAAUUUGAUUAAUUUUAUUAUUUUUUUUAU